Molecule: messenger RNA, 336 nt
Organism: Spirometra erinaceieuropaei
Lineage: Eukaryota; Metazoa; Platyhelminthes; Cestoda; Diphyllobothriidea; Diphyllobothriidae
Source: the annotation of a GenBank genome assembly
AUGUUCGCGCUGCCAACGCACAAUCUGCGCACAAACUGGUCCCGUUGGACACCUUCAGACCCCAUGUGGCAUCAACCCGACAACAUCUAUAUCUCUUCUCCCUCUCUCGCCCCUGCCAAGAUUCCCGCGCCGACCUCCACCCCCCGUCAGCUCUCACCCUCUAUCCACACCACCCGUCAGGCCCCAUCAUCUCCACCGACCGCAGCGGCCAGCAUUACCACCACCACGACUUCACGCACUCCCCCAGCGAUGGGACGACACCCACCUUCUACCGCCAUCAACACUCCCACCUCCAGCGAUGUGGAUUUGGUUCAUACCUACCCCCAUGGCAAUUGA